CACAUUUAUUUAGUGUAGUGACAAAAAUCAUCACAGAGCCAGCAGGGCGCAACUUGAUCUACCAUAGAAUGAGUUGUUGGAGUCUGACCCAAUCGGGCUAAUAAUUCCUUUCUUAAAAGUUCACCAAUUUCGACUCCAGCAAUAUUUGAAACAGAAAAAUGAAUGGAAGACCAAUAUUAUGCAGUAGUUUGAAUAACAAGUUAAUGGGCAUUCAGCUGAGCUUUCAGCUGUUGGUAACAACUAUCACUGCGGUUCUAGUUAUCACAACUUUGUUCAUGUCCAGAGAGAUUAAGCAGGAAAUUCGAAAAAAGCCAGAGUUAAGCUCAUUAUCCAGCUGCAAUUUCUUUUCAGGCAAAUGGGUAUUUGAUAACCAAUCUCGCCCUUUCUAUAAUGGGUCCAAUUGUUCAUUCAUUUCGUUCUUGGAUGAUGGAAUGGCUUGUGAAAGUUAUGGGAGAGAAGACCUAAACUAUCUCUACUGGAAAUGGCAACCCCAUGAUUGUGACCUUCCAAGAUUUAAUGCCACAGCAAUGUUGGAGAAGUUAAGGAACAAAAGGCUUGUGUAUGUGGGAGAUUCAGUCAAUAGGAAUCAGUGGGUUUCAAUGGUGUGCAUGCUAGAGUCAUCAAUCCAUACUCAUCUCAAACAUGUUCACUAUAAUGGUUCUUUGGUCACCUUAAAAGCUAUUGAAUAUAAUGCUACCAUUGAUUUCUACUGGGCACCAUUGUUGGUUGAAUCCAAUUGCGACGAUGCGUGGCAUCAUCGUGUUAAAAAUCGCGUUUUGAGAGUCAAUUCAAUAGAGAAACAUGCUAGAUUUUGGGAAGAUGCUGAUGUUCUUGUCUAUAAUUCCUAUUUAUGGUGGCGACUGGAUUUGACUAUUCUGUGGGGAUCCUUUGGAAGUACAGAUGCAAAGUAUGAACAAUUGGGGAUGCUGCGUACGUACGAGUUGGGGCUUAAGACAUGGGCAGAUUGGUUGGAUUCUCAUGUCAACCGCACCAAAACUAGAGUUUUCUUUGUUAGCAUGUCGCCCACGCACAGCAGGGGAGAGGAAUGGGGGAAGGCAGAAGGUGAGAAUUGUUACAAUGAAACACAGCCAAUUUCUAAUGCAGAAUAUUGGGGAUCAGAAUCAGAUCCGGGAAUGAUGAGAUUGGUAGAAGCAGCCAUAAAGAAGCUGAAUGAGAAAAGUGGUGUUAAAGCAGAUUUGCUCAACAUUACUCAACUUUCUGAGUAUAGAAAAGAAGCACAUCCAUCCAUAUAUAGAAAGCACUGGGAUCCUCUGACCGAAGAACAAUUGGCAAGUCCAAGUAGUUAUGCAGAUUGUACUCAUUGGUGCCUCCCUGGAGUUCCUGAUAUUUGGAACCACUUUUUAUAUGUAUACCUUCUUUACUUGUGACCCAUGUGGAAUGACUAGUUCUUACAGAAAUAGUAAGAGUGUAAUUGGAUUCAUUUGUUCUUUUAAAGAGUGGAUUUUUUUGUGUUA
This is a messenger RNA of Nicotiana attenuata, 1475 nucleotides long. RefSeq names its product protein trichome birefringence-like 34. NCBI's taxonomy places the organism in Eukaryota, Viridiplantae, Streptophyta, Magnoliopsida, Solanales, Solanaceae. Bases 159 to 1388 code for a protein of 409 amino acids. The record is from RefSeq and is a predicted model, not a curated record. The transcript has 5 exons. Gene Ontology annotation, cellular component: Golgi apparatus. Gene Ontology annotation, molecular function: O-acetyltransferase activity.